Molecule: messenger RNA, 1536 nt
Organism: Stylonychia lemnae
Lineage: Eukaryota; Ciliophora; Spirotrichea; Sporadotrichida; Oxytrichidae
Source: the annotation of a GenBank genome assembly
AUGGAAAAAUACAUAUCUUUGACUGUGCAGCCAUUGUGGGAAAACUACAUAUUUGAUUCAGAAAUCUCAGAGGGUGCUUUCGGUUUAGUAUACAAAGUCAGAAACACUUAAGAUCAGAAGUUCUAUGCUAUGAAAAUACAAAAUCUAAAAUAACUAAUCAACAAAUCUCCAAAUAACUAAAGCAACGAAAUCAUCCGCAUCUUCAGAGAAGUCAAUACUUUCAAACUAAAUCACUAAAACAUAACUGGGUUUCAUGAAUCUUACUUUACUGAUGACAACAAAUUCGUCAUUAUUACUGAGCUUGCAGAGACUGACCUCAGAACAUUCAGAGAAAGUAAUUCAGGAUUCAGCAACAAACAGAUCACCGAUAUUAUGCUUUAAAUCUUGAAAGGUGUGAAUUACCUACAUAAUCAAAAUAUCAUGCACAGAUACUUGAGCCCUGACAACAUUCUUGUCUUUGAAAAUGGAACUAAAUUUAAGAUUUGUGAUUUUGGACUUGCCUCUCAUAAUGCAGAGUCUUUUAUAUACGUGGGCAAAAAGUACUUUAAAGCCCCCGAAAUCUCGAAUGAGGAAGAAUAUAGCUAUAAUAACUAAGUUGAUAUAUGGUCAGCAGGAAUUAUCUUAUACUACUUAUGCACGGAAUAUUAUGAUAUAGAAGGGAAAAGAUUAAGUGACAUUAAGAAGAAAGAUCCUGCUUAUGAUUUUAGACUACCCGAAAAUAGAAAAAUAUUUGAGCCACUUUUAAACAAAAUGCUAAGUCUUAAUUCUUCUCAAAGACCAUAGGCACUUGAACUCAUUGCUGAUUUGUGCCUACUGAUCAAUGAGCCUUUUAACAAGCAUAUUGAUGAAGAAGAAAAAUCUAUUGAAGCUAUUAUUAUCCCUUAGAACUUAGCAACAUUUAAUAUCACAUUGAAAUCAAAAACAGAAAAGGUAAACGAAGUCCUGGCUUAAAUUGGGCAUUUUAACUUUCCUGCUGUUUAAAAUAUACAUCCUAAUCCUAACAGAAUCUUUGUGGAUUACAUAAAAGUUAAUCAUGAUGAAUAUCAGGGAGAAAUUGAUAGUGUCACUAAAAAAUUUGAUGGAAGAGGACGAAAGAUUAGCAUAAUAGGUAAUUUAUAUGAGGGAGUCUGGAAAGAUAAUAAACUUAAUGAAUAUGGAAGAUAUAUUUUAAAUAGUGGAAGUUAUUUUGUUGGUGAGUACAAAGAUGGAUAAUAAUCUGGAUAUGGUAAAUAUCAUUAGGAUGAUGGAUGUUCAUAUGAAGGAUAAUAUUUAAAUGGUUUUAAAGGAGGAUUAGGAUUGUUUAAAUGGAGCGACGGAGAUUAAUACUAUGGAUAAUGGGUAGACAAUAAGAGAUAAGGUUUAGGAGUAUUCACUACCAAGAAUGGAAAUAUUGAUUUUGGAUAAUGGUUUCUUAGUAAAAGGCAUGGAAUUGUAAUAAAUAUUCCAAAAGAUGGAGGUAAAAUUAAAAUUAAUAAAUACGAAAAUGGAAAAUUAAAAGAGACAGAAUUGUAAACUGAUAAUAUAUAAAUUAAUUGA